UUUUGUUUUUUUUUGGUUUUUUUUGUUUUUUUUUUUUUUUUCGGAGCUGGGGACGGAACCCAGGGCCUUGCACUUGCUAGGCAAGCGCUCUACCACUGAACUAAAUCCUCAACCCUGGUUUUUUUUUUUUUUUUUUUUAAGGGUAUAUCACCUUUCCCCUCGGUUUUCUAGGGUCUAGACAAUACAAGUCUAGAUUUAGCAGCCAAGAUCCUUUUCCAAUUGUAUGAAGUCAUGUCAAACUACUUCUAGUCUUCUCAUAUAGUCUACCACUCUAGACCUUUGCCUAAAUUAAUAAAGCCAUGCAAUGGAAGCAGUCUCUCCACAGGCCAUGAUCCCCAACCAAUGAAAAUUCUCCCUCCCUAGGAGUCAUCUCAACUACCACCUGUUUCAGAAUCCACUUCCCUUAUCCUCCUAGGUCUUCAAGCAUCCCUCAACUGAGUAACUUUUCAGUGCUGUUUUACAAUCCAUCAUGCUCCCUAGCAAGGGAUGAUUCAAGUUUUGUAGGCAGACUAGGGUCAGAUCUUGCUGUCUGGGGCUCUCCACCACUUAGCUGAACAUCUGGAGCCAAGCCUGUCCUUUCCUUGCUGCCUGGAAAGGGAACACGGCCCGGCUGUGCCAGAUUUUCUCGGCUCCGCCGCUCUACUUUCCUCCCCGAAGUCCGCAUCUUUCCACUCCUCAGCAACUAAAUUUGUGGGCCGCCAAAUAGGAAGUUUAAUCGCUAACAGACAACCACUUUCUAAGAAAGAAGAACACAUUUAAUCCUCAGUCUCCCCCGAGGCCCUCCGCGCGCCGCGCGACGAGAACAGACUACGAGUCCCAGGAUGCCUUGCGGCGGCGGCGGCAGCAGCAGACGUGGCACCGCGCGGAGGUUGAGCCGAGCGGAAAGCCGGGAGGUGGCGGAGCCGAAGUCAUGGCGGCCAGAGCAGCGGGUAGCGGGGGCUGGGAGGUGGUGAAGAGGAGCCGGCGACCUGGAGCAAGCAGCGGUGGGCGAGGUGGCGGCGGUGACCGCCGGGCACUCGGAGAGGCAAAUGGAGUGUGGAAAUAUGACCUGAGCUCGCCAAUCCAGCCUACAAGCACUCUUUAUGAGCGUGGCUUUGAGAAAAUCAUGAAGCGGCAGAAUAAAGAGCAAGUUCCACCCCCUGCUGCAGAGUCUAAGAAACCAGUAAACAAGAAGCAACCCAAGAAGGUGACAGCUGUUGCUAGCCAAAACCAGAAGCAGGGCCCGUUCCGAAGCCUGGAGGAUGCACUGAAAGCUCUGGAUGUGGCAGCUCUGCAGAAGGAACUGGACAAGAGCCAGAGUGUGUUCACUGGGAACCCCUCCGUGUGGCUGAAGGACCUGGCCAGCUAUCUCAACUACAAGCUCCAGACGCCACGGAUGGAGCCCACUCUGAGCCAGUAUCCACAUGAUUAUCCCUACAGCCUCGUGAGCCGAGAACUACGUGGGAUUAUCCGGGGGCUCCUGACCAAAGCUGCAGGGUCUGUGGAGCUCUUUUUUGACCACUGUCUAUUCACCAUGCUGCAAGAGCUGGAUAAGACACCAGGGGAGUCGCUACAUGGGUACCGCAUCUGUAUUCAAGCCAUUCUGCAAGACAAGCCCAAGAUUGUCACCUCAAACCUGGACAAGUUCCUGGAGCUUCUGCGGUCCCACCAGAGCCGACCAGCAAAGUGCCUGACCAUCAUGUGGGCCCUGGGGCAAGCGGGUUUCACCAACCUCACUGAGGGACUGAAAGUGUGGCUGGGGAUCAUGCUGCCUGUGCUGGGUAUCAAGUCUCUGUCUCCCUUUGCCAUCGCAUACCUGGACCGGCUGCUCCUGAUGUAUCCCAACCUCACCAAAGGCUUUGGCAUGAUUGGCCCCAAGGACUUCUUCCCACUUCUAGACUUUGCCUAUAUGCCCAACAACUCCCUGAGCCCCAGCCUGCAGGAACAGCUGUGCCAGCUCUUCCCCCGAUUGAAGGUGCUGGCAUUUGGGGCCAAGCCGGAAUCUUCCCUGCACACCUACUUCCCCUCAUUCCUGUCCAGAGCCACCCCGAGCUGUCCUGCUGCCAUGAAGAAAGAGCUCCUGGCUAGCCUGACCCAGUGCCUGACUGUGGACCCCCUCAGCACUAGUGUCUGGAGACAACUGUACCCUAAGCACCUAUCACAGUCCAGCCUGCUGCUGGAGCACCUGCUCACGUCCUGGGAGCAGAUCCCCAAGAAGGCACGGAAAUGUUUGCAGGAGACCAUUCAGUCCUUCACACUGACCAACCAGGAGCUUCUGAAGAAGGGCAGUGGCAGCAAUGAGCAUGUUGUCACCUGUGACACAGCCUGCAAGGGCUUGCUGCAGCAGGCCCGGGGCCCUCGGCCACCCUGGGCCCGGCUGCUUCUGCUGCUUCUGGUCUUUGCAGUAGGGUUCCUAUGUCAUGACCUUCGGUCGCACAGCUCUUUCCAAGCCUCCCUCACUGGCCGGUUGCUUCAAUCAUCUGGUCUCUUGCCUGUUGCCCAGCAAGUAUGUGCCAAGCUCUACUCCUACAGCCUGCAAAGCUACAACUGGCUGCAGGAGACCUUGCCAGCCUGUGGCUCCUACCUGCUUGCUGUGGUACAGCCCAGUUUGCAGCUGGCCUGGACAUACAUCUAUGCCACAUUCAGCUUCCUUUCUGCCUACUGUGCCUCCUACCUUGCCUUCUUCAGUGACAGCCUUGCUGGUGUCUUGCAGAGGGUCCAGCUCCCUGAGGCCCUGCACCAGCUCUUCCACUCCUUGAAGGAGCUGCUGCUGCUUUUCUACCAUAGUGUGCUGCUGCCCAUGUGGCACUUACUGCUUGCAGCCCUGGCCCAAGUCCAGGAGCAUUGCCACGAGGCCUGCAGAGGGGAAAUGACCUGGGACUGCAUUAAGACACAGUUCAGCACAGCUGCCCAUUGGACCUGGCUCUGCCUGCAGGAUGUCACAGUGGCUUUCUUGGACUGGGCACUCACCAUGAUAUCCCAGCAAUAGACCCUGCCUGGCUGGCCACUGGUUUCUGUGGUGGGCUAGCUACUGGAGAGUGCUGGGGGUUAGAGGAGGCAGCCCUCUCUUCACUCGGUGCCUGAGUUCUGCCUCCCAGGCAAGAGGCUAGGUGUCUCGGCCUUACUUCUCCAUCUCCUAUCUUCAGGGGACUGGGAAGAAGCUUCUCAGCCUCCUGCCCACAGGUCUGUUACAUCAGACGUCUACUUACAUCAGGCCCAGUUGCACAUCCUCCAAGCUUCCUCUGGGCUGACAGCCUUUCUCCACUUCUCUCUCCCCUCUCCAUCCCUCCAUCUCAUCACUUAUGCCACCAUAGCCCACCAUAGCCCACCUCCAGAAGAAGGGAAGUAGCCUCCCUUCCCUGUUCCUGGUCAUCACUUAAACCACAACAGAAAACGGAACGGACUUCAGAAUGGCCAGCACCACGGGGGCCAGCAACAGCCUCACUUCUACUAGCAGCCUGGGAGGCCAUCAAUGGACAUGCAGGCCAUGUGGACAGGCCUGUUACCUCAGAACACCCAGAACAUGCACACCUUCUAAGGAGGCCACUUGUCCCCUGCUCUGUUAGUGAGCGCCCUGGCUUCUCAACUCCAUUCUGCUUGGUACUGGGGCUCCUCUCAGUCAGAUCCGUCCACAGCACAGUCCACAUGAAGGGCAGCGCCCUUCCUUCCAUCAGCCUGCAGAAGGGAGUCAACAUGGCUUCUGGGGAGAAUAAAGGACACACACUGGG
Rattus norvegicus (Norway rat) is the source of this 3707-nucleotide messenger RNA. Lineage: Eukaryota; Metazoa; Chordata; Mammalia; Rodentia; Muridae. The record is from RefSeq and is a predicted model, not a curated record.